AUGCUUCUUCGACUCUAACGGCCAUGCUACUGAAGGCAGCCGCCUUCCUGUCCAUCAUUUUACAUGAUGUGCUAGCCGAUACAGAUGAAGAUAUACAAGGUUUGGACGUUGAUCCGUACCUGCAAUAUCGGCCAGCAUAUGCUCGCUCACUUCCUAUUCAAAUUCUGCUCACCGGAAUCGUCUUGACCCUCGUCGCUGUUCUAUUUAUUCAUCUCAUAUUCACGGCCCAGUACCAUUGGCCAUUAGCCCCCGUCAACUAUGUCUUGCAAAUGUCCGAAAGUCAACAGUGGCCUUACAUGCUGUCGUAUAUCGCUGUUAAUGUACCCCCGAUGGACAUGAGCGAAAAUGCUGCAUGGACCACGGCCGAGCUAGCGACCUGGUUAAUCAUGAAUGCUACGACGUCUGGACUUAUCCAGAUAACUCAUAUACAAUUCCUGACACUUCUAUACCCUUCUCGACUAGAAGGAAGACUUAUCUUUUCUCUACUGAUACCCUUGGCUGUAAUGGCUGCCGUCAUGCAACUCACACCAAUGUCGGGAAAUCUUCAAGUAAAAGAUGUCGCUACGGCUAUCCGAAACGUCUGCAAUGCAACGCUUUCUCUCCUGUUCACGGUAGCUCUUUUCGUCUGGGGCGUACUCGUGAAUCGUAAACAGGCCUGGCGUACGGACGGCGGUACAGCGGCCUUUGGUUGUGCAGCUCUCGCAUUGGCCCUCGUUAGUACGGCUCUCAAUUUCCUGUACAUUCCGAGGGAAGAAGAAUACGUCUGGCUUCCGGGAUUGAUGUGGGCGGUUGUACUGUGGCAAAGCUUCUUAGGAUGGUGGUGGUGGGUUGGUGCCGGGACUGGGACAAAUUACGACCUUCCAGAACGGAGAGAAGGAAGACGUGAGAAGAGAAAACGGGCCUCAAAAGAACAUCGCAAAGGUACCCGAGAGCGUGCGCAACUAGUAUGGCGUGGCGUUACGGGUGCUUUCACUGUUCGACAAGAAUCAGUGGAGUUGACUGCAACGACAGUCCGUCGCCGUUCGGUACCACAUGCUCCCGAUUCUCGUUCGACGUCACUAGAGGCACCUCAAUCUCUCUCAGAAGAUCCUCAUGCAGCUUCAUCUUCUACCACUUCGUUUACGUCCACCGGAACUCUUCCUCGCAUUUUUCCGGCAGUAGUCCACCGCUGGUAUGCACUACUCCGGCAAGCACACGUAGCUGCUACUCGACAACAAGCUAUCGAACGCGCAGAUCGAAUUCGAGAGCUUGAAGAAGCGGGUGCUCCUCGCUCGACUCACACUGGUUGGGGCUUGGGUAGCUUCGCUUGGAGAUCGGGAAGAGCUGGGCAGCACAGACGCGGGGAAGAGCUUGACAGGCAUCCCACGCAAAAUUCCCAGCGGGAACAAAAUGAAACUGCUUCAUGCCAGGAGACCGAUAUAACAUCGGUCGGGGGAGAUAGUCAUGACGAAGAGGAGGACUGGGAUCGUCCAAAUCAACCUCCUUCAGAAACAAUACAACGUGAAGCGCCAGGUCGUCGUCAGUCGUUGUGGUGGUGGGGGCCUCUGGGACGUUGGCGUCUCCAAGACUCGACUGUCUAUUAGGCAUCUUCGUGGUAUGUGCCAUCAAUGUAACUAUAGGUGUACAAUAAGGGUUCUAGACAUUGGCAUAUAUCCAUUCCGGUAAUCAGCAUUUAUGAGAUCAUCUAAUAAAUGUAUCCUAUAUAGUACCGCUUCCUUGGUUCGAAUCGAUAUCGUUUCGUGGUUAUACCUUCC
Messenger RNA from Desarmillaria tabescens, 1754 nucleotides. RefSeq lists its product as uncharacterized. Bases 24 to 1583 code for a protein of 519 amino acids. NCBI's taxonomy places the organism in Eukaryota, Fungi, Basidiomycota, Agaricomycetes, Agaricales, Physalacriaceae. The transcript has 5 exons. The record is from RefSeq and is a predicted model, not a curated record.